This is a messenger RNA of Nothobranchius furzeri (turquoise killifish), 5131 nucleotides long. It is a transcript of the gene tspan9a, whose product is annotated as tetraspanin 9a. NCBI's taxonomy places the organism in Eukaryota, Metazoa, Chordata, Actinopteri, Cyprinodontiformes, Nothobranchiidae. Gene Ontology annotation, cellular component: plasma membrane. The record is from RefSeq and is a predicted model, not a curated record.
CGUUAGUUGCGUCUGCCGAUAAUAGCGCAUCAGCCAGUGCGCUGCUAUUGGGGGAGCAGAGCACAGGCGGUGCGGAGGACUGAGCCGCUGAGCGCAGAAUGGUACACUAGAGAAGACAGGCACAGUCAGAAAGAGAGAGAGCACGUGAGGAGAGAGGGCAUCAGCACAUGUAGAGAAGAGGACUGAGAAGGAGCAGGGGCAGUGGGAAGAGGAGAGGAGAAGAAGGAGGGGGGGAAAGUUACCCGGUCAGCAAGACAUCGUGGAGCAGCUGAGACUCACUGGGCUCUCACUCCCUCUGGAUCAGCCAGGCACAUCAAAUAAGCAGCGCAGGAGGAGUGAUAUUACAGGAGGGAGUGCUGUAACUUCUCAGAAACACAGUCCCAUCAAAAGGCGAGGAUAAUGCUCCUCACCCGACCCCCCCUGCACAGAUCACUUCAGGAUUAUCGCAGCAAGGCAGCCGCUCUAAGCGGAGGACUCUUACUGUAACGCUGCCAGAAGUGCUCGUGCAGUUCAUCUCAGCUGAUCUCUGCGCAGACGACUUCUUCAGGCGGAUCUGUCUUGAGCUUUGUGCCUUUUCUUUUCAUCAUCUUGCGGUCAAGAGUGAAGAAGUGGAGACUUGGAGUUGCUCUGACCCGUUAUCUCUGAGACUAUGUUAGACUGUGCGUCAAAGAGUCCCUCAUCAGCAGCUGCAGCCCCAGAGCAUGGAGAAGUCCAGCAGUGAGGAGUCCUCUAUUCACCGUAGCCCCUCCGUAGACAGCCGCGACUCCAGUUUCCCUCAAGCCUCCACGUCUGGCCGCCCGUUUGGUGGCCGCGGCUUCACUGCCGGCGCCUUCUACGGCUCCACGGGGCCACGCAAAAACACACAGCAGAGUCAGACUGGAGCAGGGGCUGACGCCAGCGCAGGAGACAAGACCAACAACAAGUACAGCUCACCCAAAGGCAGCAAAUACGUAGUCUUUUACCUGGACCUAUCCUUUGUGUUCCUUUUAGAAUUCAAGAAGUGCAACAUGGCGAGAGGCUGCUUGUGCUGUUUGAAGUAUAUGAUGUUCGUCUUCAAUCUCAUCUUCUGGUUAUGUGGCUGCGGGCUGCUCGGUGUGGGUAUCUGGCUCUCCGUGUCCCAGGGCAGCUUCGCCACCUUCUCACCCUCAUUCCCUUCACUGUCAGCUGCCAAUAUGGUUAUCGCUGUAGGCGCCAUCGUCAUGGUGACGGGCUUCCUUGGUUGCCUUGGUGCCAUCAAGGAGAACAAGUGCCUGCUUCUAAGUUUCUUCAUUGUACUGCUGAUAAUUCUCCUGGCAGAGCUGAUAUUACUCAUCCUUUUCUUUGUGUACUCGGAUAAGGUGGGUGAGAAUGCUAAGCAGGAUCUGAAAGAUGGACUGGCUCUUUACAACUCAGAAAACAACAUAGGCCUGAGAAAUGCAUGGAACAUCAUCCAGGCAGAGUGGAAGUGCUGCGGUGUAAUAGCAUACACCGACUGGCACGACGCCCUGAAGGAGAAAGUAGUUCCUGAUCGCUGCUGCCAGGAGCAUUACCAGAACUGUGGGCGAAACUCUACCAACAUGUUCUGGAACAGGGGCUGCUACGAGAAAGUGGAGGAAUGGCUGGAUGAUAACAAGCAUCUGCUGGGAACCAUAGGCAUGGUCAUCCUCGUAGUGCAGCUCCUAGGAAUGGCAUUCUCCAUGACACUGUUCCACCACAUCCACAGAACGGGGAAAAAGUACGACGCUUAGCCUCGGGUGGAGGCACCUGACGUGGAGGAGCCCCACUGCCUGAUGGGAUAAGACUCUGAUAUAAACGUUUAUGCUUCCUUCUCACUUUACAUCUGUAGAGCAUCCUUUGCCCUCUUCCUAGAACUGUACAGAUUCCAGCUGUGUUCCCGCACUUUUUUGCUCCUUUCUCUUACCGUUCAUUUUGCCAAAGAGUAACACAACUGGAACAGAAGGGACACCUACUUUUGGCAAGUGAGGAAAAAUCCGCUGGUUAUUAAUGAAGUAUACUUUAUAUUUUUGUCUCGUUUUGGUUUUUUGGGUUGAACUAACAAUCUGCAGGAAGGACUGGUGGAUUCUGAGGACAUGAAGAGUUUACUAAUUCUCAGACAUUGUCUCCAAGGCAAAGCAAACCCAUGGAAUGGAGAAUGUGGAGGUUUAUUCUCUUUUCUGAAGCCCACUAUUUUUAUUUUUACUUGUAAAUGAAUAAAGACCCGAUACGGCGUGCUUAGUUCUUUACGUCACUCACUUCCCCGUGUCUUUGAAAUGUUGCGGUUUUAUUGUAAACCCCCUAGAUUUUUAGUUUUUAUUUUUGCUUUGUUUACCUUUGGCGCUCCUGUGGAAUGUAAGCGCUGAGCGGAUCAGUGCGCUCAUACAUGCGGUGUGUGUGUGUGUGUGUAGAUCACGUUGCUGUUGGGGGCACAGACCUGUCGGCGUGGUUUCUAAUGAAUUUUUGGUUAUAGACAUAGUGUUGGAGGAACAUUUUGCAAUCAUUUAUAUGGAAAUGUCUCUGAUAUCCACUGAAGUAUAAACCGUAAUGCACAAAUCUGCCUGUUACCACACACACGACGCGGUGCCAGACAGCACUGGUAUUACAGUUCCUGGUGAGACGCAUCUGGUGUUAAAUGGUUUGUUAGUGCUUCACGUGUCCUGUGAAACAAUGUGAUCCGGGUGAUGAAGUGUUGACUUUGAGACUAGAAUGUGUUUGUGUGUUCGCUGUCUUUGUUUGAUCACGCGAGCAGAGCUGCGGGGAGCGAGCGGGACGGGGAGCGGGCACAUGGCAUUACUGAGAAAAAGCGCCAAACAGUCUUGCUUCAGUCAUCAAUAGUGUUGGCACGAGGACGGCCGGAGGCUUCCUCCUCCUCCUAUCAGCCCCUGUCUCCAUUUUUCUCCCCACACCCCGAAUCUCUUUGCACGUGUCAGGAAGCUUCGAAUUUGACAUUCAUUCCUCAUUACUCCGUUGCACCUCUCUUUCGCAGCUACUCAUAUUUCAUGUAAGCUUACGUUUCACGCAGCCACGAGAAGAGGGGGUGGCUCAAAUGUAGGCAGAUCAAAGCCAGGCAGAAAGGUAUGGCAACAUGCCCUGUAGGACACGUCCGUUGAUGUCUGUUUACGUACUGAUGCACCACAGGACGCCCGAGUAUCAGCCUACCUCCUGUAGACCCAAAAUACUCCUCAGCUCUCGCUGACUUAAACAGUAUAGCCCUCCAGUUUGUCUCUUCAGAGCCUCUGAAGAUUGGCUGUUAUAAAGAGCUACCUUUAUUGUUAGGGAAUCCCUUUAGCUGUGGGUGUCAGGCUUAUAUCUCGUUUUAUUUUUUAUGGCGUUUUUAAAGCAAAGUCGUUGUGACAUCUGAAGAUGUUAAAGGAUCAAAGAGGCAAAGCUAAAUUAGAAUAAUGAAACAAAUCUAGAGUUCUGUCAGAUCAGCCGUCUUUUACAGUGACUGUUCGUGAGAAAUAUACUUUGCAGCUCGUUUUGGCAAAGCAAAAUAGGUCCGUGUUGAGUUAGAGAGUCAGUCGGUGACAGUUUGAUUAAGUGGUUGGAACUUGAAAGUUGUGCGGGCUUAGGUUCACAUUAAACACAGGAGGAUGAAAUACUGGGAAUUUUGUUUGAAAGCAUUUGCUCAUGCAAUUCCAUUGGCUCAUUUUCCCUACCUUGCCCGCCUCUGCAGCUUCUUCCCUUUGUUUUUUGCUGUUGCUGCAGCUCUGAAUUUUAAUAGCAACUCAGCAUUGUGUUGCUUUUUACAUUUUUUGGCGUAUGUUCAUUUGAAAUCCAUCCAUUUGUGUUGUUCCUACAGAAUGUUAGCUUUUAUUUUUAGCAUAUAUAAAUGGUUGCGUUUAUUUUAGGAAUAAUCUUCCAGCUAAAGCCUGAAUAUUCAGUUGAAAAUUGUCUGACGGGUAUAGUGCGGCUAUAUGAAUACAUUUGCUUUAUUUAAUCACCUCAAAUGAUCCAUAAUCAGCUCAGUGUUCAAAGUGUUUCAGGAGCAGCUACUUCGCAUAGGUCCAGCGGCUACAGCCUGCACUGCCACAGCAGCUGUUGAUUGAAGCCGAUAAAGUGUCAUUCGGUUUGAAGUGGCUGAGUUCUAAUUUUAGGUCCGUAUAAUUGUUGUAUGGAGAAUUCGUUUGGUUUUGGACGAAGUCUUGAACUUUGUUUUCUGCCACGUGAGCUAAUAACGAAGAGAAAAUUGGUCAAACUCAAACAUUCUUUCAGUGCAGCGCAUCGUUCCACUCGUACUUUCUUUAGAGGUCAUUCUUAGAUUUUUAAAAAUCGGUUUUAUGACUUUCAUCAUCCGAGCCACAGUUUGAUUUGCAGAGGUUUGCUGUGCAUGAGGAAGCAGCGUAUUUGAACUGUUAAGGGGCAGCAACCCUACUAGCUGAACUGUACUGUCUGCCCUCGUAUGCUCCAGCUCCUCUUGUUGCGUCCAUGGGGGUAACAUGACAGCUGCUGAUGUACAUUGCAGGCACGAGUGGCUGCAUUCCCCCUGCUUGGCUGCCUCUGCAAACCCUGCACACGUCCCUUAUUUACUGCUUGGAUCUGCAGACAGCUGGUGCUGCAUACAGACGCUGGCAGGGAAAACAGCUCAGCUCUUUGCACACUUCAAAGCACCUGUGGGGUGUAGGAGGGAUCACUGUAACCGUUAAGUAAAUCUGAUUGCACCGUUUCCCAGGCAGAAGGUUUUUAGGAGGAAAUCUAAAGAAAUAUCUUACUGCGUUGCUUCGUUUCACGUUACCUGAAAACGUCUUCAAACAGUUGGUACAGAAAACGCGAGAAAAGGGUGGAAAUAAAAGCAAACCUAGAGACUCUGAUGUGAAACUUCUGAGCCCCAGCCUGCAGACUCCAAGUUUUUGCCCCUGAAUGAUCUGACUGUACCGACGUUCUGUGUGAACUCCCUUUGACCCAGAUGCCAUUGCUUUGUUUUCAUGUUUUUUUUUUCCUCUGUAUGUGUGUUUUUAACAUCUAGAUUGCAGGGAUGAAUGCCACUUUCAGUGAUAUUCCUUUUGGGUGUUGCUGUUUUAAUGUUUGGUUUUAUACAGUAUUACUGUUGCUUUUCUCGUCGUAGAAGCAGUCGUUUUGUUUCCUUUUGUGGCAGGCGCUCAGCGAUGCUCAUUGUGAGAACCUGCCAUCUAGGGCUGCAACAACGAAUCGAUAA